Molecule: messenger RNA, 1185 nt
Organism: Cuscuta epithymum
Lineage: Eukaryota; Viridiplantae; Streptophyta; Magnoliopsida; Solanales; Convolvulaceae
Source: the annotation of a GenBank genome assembly
ACUUUUUAACCAAAAUUUUAGCCCAAAUUCCCUCCGUCCGCCAAAAAUCCUCAAAACCGGCCUACUCACAAAACCUAGUAGAAAUCUCUUCAACGGUGUCACCCCUCUCAAUCUCAGCGGCGGCCUCACCUCAUCUCUGCAGCGGGCCAGCGGCCUCACCUCAUCUCUGCGGCUCCAUGCCUCCAUCUCCCUAGUAAGACACUUAGCGGGCUGUGGCGGGAUGGACUUACCACUAAGGUCUCACCGCAUCUUUGCACCUGCACAUGGUCUUGCCGAAGGAAUUGAACUUAACUACGGUUAUCCAUGAGGUAUAUUCCACCAAUCUUGGGAAAGGUAUAAUUUUGUAUAUUUUGAGCUAGCUAGGGCUAUCCAUGAAGUAUACAGAGUACUUAGUAUUUGUUUUAAAUUUCCAUUGUGGCGUAAGUGUUCUUUCAUGCACCAGUUCUUAAGCCUCUUGAUUUCAGGUAAAUUUCUUUACGAUUUUUUUUUUGUUUUUACCAUUUUAUCAAGAAUGCUUAUAAUACCACCUGUUCUUGUCGUUUUUGUCAAUGCAUCAGGAACUCUGGCAAUAGGGGCUAUUCAACUUUGGCACUCAUUAUUCUCCUGAUUUUUGUGCUCUUUCUUGAAUUCCAGAUUUCACUUACAUGUUUUCUAUCUUGUGCACUUGCUGCUGGAGCUUGUAGCAAAAUAAAGGAAAAGAAAAGCCCAAUUUACUCUAUUUGUGAUGUAGGGGUGCUGGGCAGAAGAGCAAAUGGAACUCAUUGACCUGAAGAUGUAUCAGGGAGUUUGGACUGCUCAACACCGUCUCCACCUCCUACUUCAUUUGGAAAGAACCAUAUGGUCAAUAUGGUGUCAUUUAAAGGAGCAAAGGCUGCCAAGCAGAACAAAUCAAACUCUGUGUGACUCCAAGGACAUUAGACAUGCAUUUCAGAUUGUUCAACAUCUUCUCUGCCCUCUAUUGCGUGUGUUAGGAUGUUUGUAUUCACUAGAUAGCGUGUUUGGUGUAUUUUGAUGUUCUAAAUGACGUGUUUGGGUUGUAUUUUGAUGUUCAAAAUGACUUGCAUUGGGAUGUUAUUUUUUAUUCUUGUUGACAAUGAUUACUAAAUUCUAGUAUGUGUUUAUUUAUGUGCGUCUAUGAUGGUAUGUAUACCAAUUUAAUGUGUUAUUGUGGCUAUCUAGUUUUCG